AUGUUUCGCGACGGGAGCUUAGGCCUACCGGGAUUCGGCGGAGAUGACGAGGAAUACAACAGUUUAAAGCAGAAACUCGCGUCUUCGUCCCAAAAAAGCGGGCGGUUACCUCCGUCGUCGUCAGGGUCCGCUGCUUCGUCCGCGUCGAACCGGGGUGUGCCAGCAGCGGGUGUGGCGACGACUGCGACAAUCGCAGAUGUGAAAACAGCGGAUGCGAAGGAAACAGAUGUUCGUUCGAAAAGUGCAUCCGCUGUCCGACCUGAUAUGCCCAGCGCCACCGCUGCUCCUCCCAGCGCCACCGCGGCUGCUCCUCCCAGCGCCACCGUUUCUGCUCCAGACCCUUCGUCUGCACCCGACGCCAGUGAAGCGACAGGGAGCAUUUAUAGAAAGGCUAUUGACGAGUCUCUCACUAACGAGUCCGUCCAGGCUGGAAGCAGCGGGGCAGACGAGAUGAGGAGUAACGAGGGGAGAGUAAAUGCGGGGCAAGCAGGCACGUCUAAGAGGGUUGCCUUUGCUCUUCCUCCCUUAGAAACAGACGAGUCAGCCAAGGGAUUCAGUAAGGCAGUACGCGGGGCUGCUGAUGGCGAUGGCGGUGAUAAGCGUGAGGCCGGAGAUUCUCCAUCUUCGCCGUCCACUGCGCCAGCAGCAGAGAACCCCAUAGAGUCAGCUCUCGCCGUGGCUUCUGAUUGGCUCAGACGGCAGGGAAUGGGAGCGCGCGCAGUGGCUGCUAUCGACCAUGCGAUUCACAACAUGGGGCCAGCAGCACAGGGGGCGGCGCAGGCCUGGCGGCAGCUGUGGGCGGCGCACGGGCGGCAGGUGGUGGGGGAGGUGGUGAAGUGGCCCAUGCUGGCGCAUGUGUGCAUCGGCGUGGGGCUCACAUUCCUCCUCUGCCAGACGGGCUUCCUCCUCUCGCUGCUGCUGCUGCCCUGGGCUGUGCUCUACUUCUGGCUGGCCAUGCCCGAGGCGGAAACGGCCUUCUGGGCGUCGGUGCUACUCUCAAAGGCAUGGCCGCUCUUCCUGAACGACCUGGUGUCCACCAAGCUCGUGCCCAAAGUCGCGCCCUGGUUCCUCUCCCGAUACAAGCCGCCCAUGCUCGCGAAGGUGGAGGUGGUGAAGGCCAACUUCGGUGACACGGCGCCCGUCAUCACGUCCAUCAAGGCGUUCCGGGAGGGAGGAGGGCGCAACCAUGUGGAGCUGGAGGCGAGUGUGGAGAUAGUGGGUGCGGACAACAUGAGCGUGCAGGCAACGGCGUACGUGGCGGGCAUGGCUAGCAUCCCCUGGACCGCGUAUAUCACCGGGCUGCAGCUCACCGGCACGAUGCGGGUGGGGCUGCGGUUCCGGCGCUCGCUGCCGUUUGUGGACCGGGUGACGCUGAGCUUCGUGCGCCCCCCCCAGGUGUCGUGCGCCAUCAAGGUCAUGGGCGCCCUGGACGCCGCCAGCAUGCCCCUCGUCGCCUCCUAUGUGGACUACACGCUCCAAAACGCGCUCAAGACGUCCCUCUGCUGGCCCAACCGGCUGGUGGUGGUGGACGCGGUGAGGGCAGCAGCCUUUGUGCUGGACCUGCCAGUGCCGCCCCCCACACCCGAGGAGAUCAGCAUCGUCACUCCGCGGCCCGUCACCAAGAGCAAGAGUACCAUCUCUGCUAUCUCUAAAAAGUUCCUUUCCAAAAAAGGCAAGGAUGCCUCGGCCGUCUUGCCAGCUGUCGCCACGCUAUUGGUCGAAGUCAUCGAGGCAAAGGAUCUCCUGGCGGCAGAUUCGGGCGGUACCUCUGACCCCUAUGUGAAAGGGUCGAUCGGCGCUGCCCGCUUCCAAACCACGGUCAUCUCGAAAAACCUCAACCCGCAGUGGAAGCAAAAGUUUGAGGUGCCCGUUGCGGACUGGUCGCUGCCCGAAAGCUACACUCUGGUACUGCGCGUGAAAGACUAUGAUAUGUUUUCGGCCAAUGACGCGAUCGGGCGGGCUCAGAUGGACAUUAGUGCGGUGAGGGGGGCUGGGAGGAAGGAAGAGUGGCUGCCACUAGUGGACGGCGGAAAUGGAAAGAUAAGAGUGGCUGUAGAGGUGAAGGAGGAGGGGGGUAUUGCGGCUAGCGGCAGUGGUUCCGAUCCUGCUGGUGCUUCUGCUGGUGCUUCUGCUGGUGCUGGUGGUGAGAGUGGUGCUGCUGUGGGUGGUAGAGCAGUGGAGAGAGCAGCUUCAGAUGCGUCAACGACCACUGUGGAGUCGUACACUCACGAAUCCCAAUCAGUCUCGCCUGCCCGCUCUGAGGAUGCUGCUCAGGCGGCUGCUCCCACCACAGCCACAGUCAUUCCCCGCGCGUCUACCCCCGAGGUCCCCCCCUCCCCGUCUCUCACGCCUUCCUCCUCCUCCUCAGCGUCCAAGAGCAGCAGCUGGUUCCGAGGCCUGUCGGGGUCCGGCCGUGCCAGCCGCAACAGCCGCAACAACCCCAGCACCACAGGCACCACCACCACCUCGUCCCAGCCCAUGUCACUCGAAGAAACCGCCCCUGGGGCCUCAACUCCCAAGGAAAUGGCUGCGGCACCGAAGACGCCCAAGGAGGGCACAGCAACACCGCGGUCGGGCAGCCGCAGCUGGUCGUUCAAGUCGGGGUCGCUCAGACGCCUGGGGUCGGGCGCGGGUGCGAGCCUGGGCAUUGCCGUCGCCACCGUCCACGUGGAGGUCAUCGAGGCUGACUCCCUCGUUGCUGCCGAUAAAACCGGUACGUCCGACCCUUACCUGAAGGGCUCCCUGGGCUCUUCCAAAUUCUCCACCAAAAUUAUUUUCAAGACUCUCUGCCCGCGAUGGAAUGAAAAGUUUUCGCUGCCCGUAAAGGAAUGGCCGCCUGCGGGCAGCCCGUUCCUGCUGAAGCUGAAUGUUUUCGACCGCGACAUGCUGACUCAGCACGACCCGCUAGGAAUCGCUGUCCUCGAUGUCAUGCCUCUCAGGGACGGCAUCAGGCACGACCUGUGGGUGAAACUAGAGAAUGUGACUACAGGGAGGGUGCAUGUGGCUGUGACUGUAGAGGAUCACAUGGGGCCAGCAGAUACCGAUGAGGAGGAGAAUGAGUCAGUGGAAGGAGGGGAGGAGGGUGGGGAUGGGAAGGCGGGGGUUAACUCUGCCCGUAAUGCUGCUGCCCAGGUAACACCUGCACCAGAAUCACCUUCCCGAUCGGCGUCGCGCUCGUCCAAGAAGCAAGCAGGCAAGGCGCCUGCACUGACCAGCAUUCCUUCGGGGCAGGAGCUCUCAGCCUUGGCUGACCCCCCUGCUGCCUCUUCCUCUUCCUAUGGGCCUUCCAGCCCCCCGGCUGCCAUUGACUCUCCUGUGGCUGGGAAAGGGGGAACGGAAGAGGUAGGAGAAGCAGGGGCGGUGGCAGAAGGAGACGCGGAGGUGCCGCAGGUGUGGGUGGCGCAUGUGGAGAUCAUCGAAGCCACGGAUCUGGUCGUUGCUGACAUGACAGGUUACUCGGAUCCUUACACGAUCGGCAAAAUCGGAGAAGCGACAUUUCAAACGAAGCAUAUCUCUCGAACCCUCAACCCUAAAUGGUACGAAGAGUUUAGGGUCUCCGUGCCUGUAUGGGACCCUGACGUCACAUUUCUUCAGCUUGUUGUGAAAGAUCGAGACACAUUCUCUGCAGAUGAGUCCAUAGGCAAAGCGAAUGUCAAUUUGAACGUGUUACGGGAUGGGCAGCGCCAUGCGCUGUGGUUACCAUUACAAGGGGUGAAGAGCGGUAAGUUGCAUGUGGCAGUGACGUUGAAGGAGCAAAGCGUGGAGUCUAAUGUAGUGGUGCACGAGCUAAUGCCCGGCUGUGUCAUCGAGUGCUAUGAUGCGAUCAAGCUCGUGCUCUAA
Closterium sp. Yama58-4 is the source of this 3840-nucleotide messenger RNA. The record is from the annotation of a GenBank genome assembly. Lineage: Eukaryota; Viridiplantae; Streptophyta; Zygnematophyceae; Desmidiales; Closteriaceae.